AUGGAUAUAUCAGGUGGUAUUACGGAAUGGCAAGAUAUUGUCUCACCAUUACAUAACAGUAUGAAUCGGAACAGUAAUAAAAGGAAAGUUUCUGGACCAAUUGUUCUAAAGGAAGCAAAGGUACAGAAGAAAAUCGUCAAGGAAUCAGCAUCGGAUGCCAGUGACGAUAUAGAAAGCGCUCAGUCAUCCUCAGUAGAUCUUCAUUUUUCUCCUAGUCAAAUUGCAAAAAUUGUCGAGGAAUUAAGAACAAAGGUGCAACAAAAAAAGAAAAUCUUGUCGAAAAAAUUUUUGGGAUUCAACGAUUUUGAUGAUAUUGAUAUGCCACCAGGAGGAACUAAAGAAAUGCUCAAGAUCGACUUACGCAGGUGUUUGAAAGAAGCAACAUUAUUGUCAUCGAUGACAGUACCCACUGCCCUUGAGUUGUUGCAUGCGUUCUUGGAAGAAGGUCAUAGUAUUACAAUGGAUCCAACAUUUCCUAAAAAACCACCAAAUGCUUUUUCAAUAUUUAUGCGAAAAGCAGGACAUAGCAGAUUCUCAUCGGAUGUAAGUGCAUUCUGGAAUAAUGAGUCGAAUGCAGCUGAAAAAGCAGAAGCAAAAAAGGAAGCUUUACAAUUAAUGGAAAAAUACUUGUCAAAUUUGCAUGCUUACAGAGAAACACACCAAGAAUUAACGCUAGCACAUCGAAAUUAUGUGGAUAAUGCAAUUUCGAUUGCGCAGAAAGCCAUAAGUAAAUCAAAAGGGAUGAAAACUAAUAAUAGCAACAGAAAAUCCGUUAAGAAGAAAGGACCGAAAACAGCCUUCGAUCUCUUUGCAAUCAGUAUGGCUAAUAAAUAUGUUGAUUUGGAACCCGAAAAACGAGAAAAAAGACUGCGGAAGAAAUUUGAUAAAUUGAGUGAAGCCGAAAGAGAAAUUUACGAUAAUUUGGCAGCAGCACUUUAG
Molecule: messenger RNA, 939 nt
Organism: Brugia malayi
Lineage: Eukaryota; Metazoa; Nematoda; Chromadorea; Rhabditida; Onchocercidae
Exons: 9
Coding region: 1-939 (312 amino acids)
Source: RefSeq, a predicted model, not a curated record